Messenger RNA from Torulaspora delbrueckii, 576 nucleotides. It is a transcript of the gene YHC1, whose product is annotated as Yhc1p. NCBI's taxonomy places the organism in Eukaryota, Fungi, Ascomycota, Saccharomycetes, Saccharomycetales, Saccharomycetaceae. Gene Ontology annotation, molecular function: pre-mRNA 5'-splice site binding; zinc ion binding. The coding region runs from base 1 to 576 and encodes 191 amino acids. The record is from RefSeq and is a predicted model, not a curated record. Gene Ontology annotation, biological process: mRNA 5'-splice site recognition; mRNA splicing, via spliceosome; spliceosomal snRNP assembly. Gene Ontology annotation, cellular component: nucleus; U1 snRNP. The transcript has a single exon.
AUGGCUCGCUAUUACUGUGAAUAUUGUCACUCAUACCUUACUCAUGAUACACUAAGUGUGAGAAAGAGUCAUCUGGUCGGUAAGAACCAUCUGCGUAUUGUAGCAGAUUAUUACAGAAACAAAGCCCAUCAAGAACACCCCACACGCAGGAGGCAACACGGUAAACAUUCAACAAAUGAACCUAUAAAGAUCCAUCUACCUGUCAACCGCGAGAAGCGAAGAACCAACAGCCUCGCGCGUUGUCAUCGUAAGGAACUGUUACAAGAAGAAUCAUUACUCAAGCGAGUGUACGAAGGAUCGCCCGGAUACUCAAAAGUGUUUGUAGACUCAAACAGAUUAGACAUCGGAGACCUGGUACGAUCAUCGAGACUACCACAACGUGCAAACGUAGACACACACCAGACACGAUCACGUAACGAAACGUUUACCAGUCCCACCCAACAACCAUUGGAACCACCGCGCCUGCUGGCGCGGUGGCAAACCACUGCUCCGAAGGCUACGUACCAUGAGGAAAGAUUACUACAAGGAACGCUUAACGAGGCUAAACAAAGACUUUCACGUAAAAGGAAAAAUUAA